This is a messenger RNA of Acanthochromis polyacanthus (spiny chromis), 2063 nucleotides long. RefSeq names its product RNA pseudouridine synthase domain containing 2 (gene rpusd2). Lineage: Eukaryota; Metazoa; Chordata; Actinopteri; Pomacentridae. The transcript has 3 exons. The coding region runs from base 35 to 1759 and encodes 574 amino acids. Gene Ontology annotation, molecular function: pseudouridine synthase activity; RNA binding. The record is from RefSeq and is a predicted model, not a curated record. Gene Ontology annotation, biological process: pseudouridine synthesis.
GCCUGAGAACAGAAGGACCUCUAGCUCGAUAGUAAUGCACGUGAGUGUGUGGGCUAGAGAUUUACGUUCUUUAUUCUCGCGUAUAACUAAAGUUAACAGACGUAUAGCUCAAUUUACUUCGUUUUACAACUUAAGUACAUUUCAGAGCUUUCAUUUUAACUCACUGCGGUGUCAGAAGAGCAGUUUGAUGAUGGAGCAAGCAGCUAACGACUCAGGAACACCAGCGGACGUAAACACACCGGUGUCGGCGAAGGAAACCGCGACGAAAGACGCAACAGAAACUGGCAAACGCAAAAACGACGAGCCGGACGAAGCGGAGAAAAGUGGCCGAGGUAAGAGGCGAAGAGGAGCGGGGGGGAAGAAGCUCAGUCCGGGCGAGAGAUACGUCCCCCCGCCGCAGAAACGCAACCCAGGUGUCAGCUUCAGCCAGGAGCAUUUCGACGAGACGUCUUACUACUUCGAGGGUGGGCUUCGUAAGGUGUAUCCGUAUUACUUUGACUUUAAGACCUACUGUAAAGGUCGGUGGAUUGGAAAGACUCUUCUGGAUGUGUUUAACAGUGAGUUCAGAGCCGAGUCCAUUGAGUAUUAUCAGAGGGCCGCCAAAGAGGGUCGCAUCAAGCUCAACGAGACACCUGUGGAGGAUCUGUCUGUGGUGCUCAGGAAUAAUGACCACAUGAGGAACACUGUGCACCGCCAUGAGCCACCUGUAGUUGGCAAACCACUGGAGGUUCUGGUGGAUGACGGUGAAGUGCUUGUGGUCGACAAGCCUGCCUCCAUCCCCGUCCACCCCUGCGGCCGUUUCCGCCACAACACGGUGAUUUUCAUUCUGGGAAAAGAGCGGGGCAUCUCGGAGCUUCAUACAGUCCACAGACUGGACAGGCUAACCUCUGGAGUGCUGCUGUUUGCCAGGACGUUGGAGAAAUCAAAGCAACUGGACCAGUUGGUGAGAGACAGACAGCUUGAAAAGGAGUAUGUGUGCCGAGUGGACGGGGAGUUUCCAGAGGGUGAACUGAUCUGCGAGGAGCCCAUCCUGGUUGUUUCCUUUAAAAUCGGCCUCUGUCGAGUUGACCCGAAGGGUAAGGAGUGCCAAACCGUCUUUCAAAGGCUCAGCUUUAACGGAAAAACAAGUGUGGUCCGCUGUUUACCCCUCACUGGCCGCACGCACCAGAUCAGAGUCCACCUUCAGUACCUGGGCUUUCCCAUCGUCAAUGAUCCCAUCUACGGAGCCUCAGCAUGGGGUCCUCACAGGGGGAAGGGGGGACAAAUAGGAAAGAGUGACGAGGAACUGCUGCACGCGCUGGUAGAGGAGCAUCAAAAUCUGCACCUGCUAGAUAUUACAGAUGACUGCAUUGGAGUCGGACAAGAAGUCAAGAAAAACAAGAUAUCUGAGAAAACGAACAUGUCAGGUAGAACAGCUGAACCUGAUGAGAGUGGAGAAAGUUGUCAGACACAAGUAGACAAAAAGUUAGAUUGCACUGAGACAGGAAAUGUAAAAACUAAGAACGCCUCACUCACAGAAUCUCAGAACCCUCUAUCAACUAAUUCAAAUGAAAAUCAAACAGAGGCAGCUGAUUCUACUCAGAAAACGCCUCCGGGGACUCAAGACCACCUGUGUAGCGAAUGUAAACUGGUGCGACCAGACCCCACAGAGAAGGAGCUCAUUAUGUAUCUCCAUGCUUUACGCUACAAAGGACCUGACUUUGAAUAUUCCACUAGUAUACCUGAUUGGGCCAAAGAAGACUGGGUCGAAGCUGAAUAGAGCCUGAUGAACGCUGCUGAUGAGUUUGCCUUAUGAGAUACUUUAGGUGGUUUUAUUUUAAGGCUUUCUGAUUUUACUGUGAUGCAUUUUUCUUCACAGUUCUUUUGUAAAUUCUCUGAACAUGGCCUAAAAUGCUUUUUUUUUUAUUUCUGCUUUAAAUAUUGAUAGGAAAAUUUGCCCUCAUUUUAAUUUAAUCCCCAUUUUACUUGAAAGACUGUUUUAAUUUCAUCUUUAAAUCCUGUAAAAUAUGUGGUACAACAGCUACAAUUUGAAAUAAAUUAAAGCCAGACUGCAGGAAAAUAAA